AUGCAGGUGCGUCAGAUUCUCUUCUACGCUUUCAUCGUCGUGACGUUCAUCUGGGGCUGCGUGGCUCCUCGGACAAGGCCUCAGAAGUAUCCCGGAUCAAGGGGCACCGUCUCUAAGGGUAGAGCCACCGAACGAGUCCAGGAGUUCAUCACGCGAUUGUCGCAACAGACUCGCAUUCCUCCUCGUCCCUAUAAGGUCUGGCUGGAUGUCAAUGGCGCUGAAGAGCUAGAAAAGAUCCUCUCCGAUCUCCUCUUCGAUGAGGGCCGGAACACGAAUCCCAAAGUGCUCUCGUUGGGGACCGACAAUGAUGGCGCACAUCUCGCAGUCUCCAUCGUCAAGCCGAAUCCUGACGCUGCCGCGGUCCUUGCUGGCCGCCUCGCCAUGAGAUCCAAGGGCUGGGAAACUCGCAGAGGUCUUGUUCUCAUGCAUCUCAGAUCCAACAAAGCCCCCUCGAUCGUGGGUUGGCUCAGAUUCAAGAACCACAAUGGGGCGAGUCAGCUGGAAAAAGCGCAAGGUAUGAUCAGCUUCGAAGACCUCGAGCGGCUGCAUGGGCUCACCGGCAUCAUCAAGCCGAUCUAG
This is a messenger RNA of Kalmanozyma brasiliensis GHG001, 579 nucleotides long. RefSeq lists its product as uncharacterized. The record is from RefSeq and is a predicted model, not a curated record. The coding region runs from base 1 to 579 and encodes 192 amino acids. The transcript has a single exon. NCBI's taxonomy places the organism in Eukaryota, Fungi, Basidiomycota, Ustilaginomycetes, Ustilaginales.